Zootermopsis nevadensis is the source of this 2716-nucleotide messenger RNA. Lineage: Eukaryota; Metazoa; Arthropoda; Insecta; Blattodea; Termopsidae. The record is from RefSeq and is a predicted model, not a curated record.
ACUCUGUUUCCACCGUAAAGGAGCGGGGUUGAGCAUUUAAAACUGUGCGUCUGGAAGGAAGAACAGUUCAGUCUGAAAUCUGGAAGGAGCUUGGUCUCAGCAAAUAUUAGAAGUCUUUAAAAUUUCCAAGCCCAGGGAACACUUGAGUAUUUUUUACCUCAGUUAUCAUCUCUUGCUGGAGAAGCACAAAGUAUCAAAAGAUAUCAGAAGACCAGGAAAGUGAUGAGGACGACGCACCUGAACUUGAGCGUGUGACUAACCUGGAUGCCAGGAAAUUUGUAGCGAGAUUACGACGGUACUUCAUGCAGGACGGCAAUGAAGGCAGUCCUAUAAUUCCACUAGGUACCUGCGCUGAUUUUGUUCCUUUGCAGUCAAUAAGAAGAAUACGGCAAGACUCAACGGUGAGCGCAUCAUCUGGCCAGAAUGAAGUAUCUUGUAGCUGCGAUAAACUUCCUGUUAUGUGUACUUCUCAACGGGAAUGAAGCAGCCAGUACCCAAAACCGUGGGGUUUUAGAAGCGAUACUGAAGUUUAUACCUGAAGGAACACGAUUUUUCAAUGAGGAACCACCAGAUACGAAUAAAAUCCUUCCAGAAUAUGAUUUUAUUGUAGUUGGUGCUGGUUCGGCCGGUUGUGUAGUGGCCAAUCGCCUCAGCGAAGUGUCCGACUGGGACGUCCUUCUCAUCGAAGCCGGAGAUAAAGAGAACUAUAUAAUGGAUAUUCCUAAUAUUGCAAAUUUGUUGCCAUUCACUGAGGCGAACUGGAAGUAUAAAUCCGUUCCAAGUAGCUACUCGUGCCUCAGCAUGGUAAACAGACAGUGUAGGUGGCAUCGAGGGAAAGUGAUGGGAGGAACUAGUUCUAUUAACUUCAUGGUCUACACUCGGGGAAAUAAGAGGAGCUACGAUCAAUGGGAGGAAAUGGGGAAUCCUGGAUGGGGGUACAAGGAUGUGUUACCAUUCUUCCUCAAACAUGAAAAUAUGAACAUUCCAGAUUUGGCUUGUAACAAGAAGUACCAUUCCACGGGCGGGGAACUAACCAUCUCCUAUGCCCCAUACCGCACUCCAUUAGCUGAUGCUUUUGUAAAUGGUGGCAAAGAGAUGGGGUAUAAUAUAAUUGACUAUAAUGGAGAAAAACAAAAUGGCUUCAGUUAUACGCAAUCAACGACAAAGAAUGGUACUCGAUGUAGCGCAUCAAGGGCAUUUCUACAUCCAAUAAAAAAUCGGAAGAAUUUUCACGUCAAAAAGAGAAGUCGUGUAACUAAAAUUUUAAUCGACCCAGUCAGUAAAGUAGCAUACGGUGUUGAGUUUGUCCAAUACAACAAGAAAUACAGAGUGCUUGCAAGAAAGGAAAUUAUAUUAUCAGCAGGUGCCAUUAAUUCUCCUCAGAUUCUUAUGCUCUCAGGAAUAGGACCAAGGAAACACCUUACAGACAUGAAUAUUCCUGUUUUUCAGGACCUGAAGGUCGGAUACAAUCUCAUGGAACAUGCAGGAAUCCCAUCCCUUCAAUUUAUCAUAAACCAGUCCGUUACUUUUAUCACUAAUGAUCUCAUAAGAAAUAGGAGUGCGUUUUUAGAUUAUUUUUAUUAUCACCAAGGCCCGUUUUCCGUACCAGGAGGGGCCGAAGGAAUCGCAUUUCUGGAUACAGGAAAUCCUAGUAACCCAGACGGUAACCCCGAAAUUGAAAUUGUUUUACUAGCAUCCAGCGUUUCUUCCGAAAUAACAUAUCAUAAAUUGCUGGGGUACACUGAAGAAUUUUAUAAUGCUGUAUAUAAACCAGUUGAAGGGGUUCCUUCUUUUACGUUAGUGGCGGUGGUUUUACAACCAAAAUCUAAGGGUAGGAUUAUGCUGAAAUCUGCAGAUCCCUACGAUAAUCCUCUCAUAUAUUACGAUUUAUUCAGCAAUCAUGAAGACGUGGAAAAACAGGUACUUGGAAUAAAGGAAAUUCUGAAGUUGAGUAAGACGAAGGCGUUUCAAAAGUUCGAUGCCAAGUUACACGAUAUUCCUGUACCUGCCUGUAAACACCUGCAGUUUGGCUCGGAUGAUUACUGGCGAUGCGCAGCAAGACACACGUCUAUAGGCCUCUGGCAUCAUAGUGGAACUUGCAAGAUGGGUCCUUAUUGGGACCCUAACGCUGUGGUGGACCCCAGGCUCAGAGUGUACGGUGUGAAAGGUCUUAGAGUCAUUGAUGCUUCUAUUAUGCCAACGAUUGCUGAUGCGCAUAGUAACGGUCCGUGCAUGAUGAUUGGAGAGAAGGGAGCUGACCUUGUGAAAGAGGACUGGGGGCAUGGGGCAGCUUCUCACUGACCAUUUUUUAAACAUAAGGAUUGAGCUUCUAUGUUGUUUAGAUAGAAAUGUUUUGAUUGCUUGCAACGUUAUUGAAAUUUUGAAGCCCGAAGCUGAUGUAAUAUUUAAAAAAAAUCAGUUCUACAACUGAAAUACAAGGCGUCCCCAUUACAAAAUCAACUGGUCUCCUUUUAAUCGUAUUUUACUCCGUCGAUCAAGCGAAACUCAUAAACACACUAUGUUAGAGAAAUGACGACAUUCUAGAUGUUGAAGAAAUAUAUUUCACUGAGCUUUAAAGGGUUGAAAACUUUGCAUGCAACCAUGUUGUUUAGAUAUUACAGACCAUGGUCAUUUAUAAACGAAAUGUAUUUACAUAUUAUGUUGCAAGUAUUUAAUAUUAAUCAUAUAAUCAAAUUAAACACAUUCUGUAAAUUAA